AUGAGGUUUUACGGUAGACAACAUUUCACACAUGUCACAAUUCAGUUGCUGGAGGAAUUAAGCACAUCCUAUGGGACUCUAUUGGCAGAGGUCUCUGGAAGUUUGUGCCUGGUUCCCCCCCGCCCCCGACUUUGCACUCUACACCUUUUGCUUUGCUCUUCUGCUUCGAACACUUUUGCUGGAGUAAAUUGUAGCCAUGAGUACAGUGAUGUGCUGAGUCCUUUGAGUCCUCCAAGCAUCUCAUCAAACCAGGGUUGCAGGGCGAGGGGUUUUGGGGACCCAACACAUGAAGCAGUUCCAGAGGAUGUGCACUGGCAGCCUUAG
Rangifer tarandus platyrhynchus (Svalbard reindeer) is the source of this 324-nucleotide messenger RNA. NCBI's taxonomy places the organism in Eukaryota, Metazoa, Chordata, Mammalia, Artiodactyla, Cervidae. The record is from the annotation of a GenBank genome assembly.